Messenger RNA from Actinia tenebrosa (Australian red waratah sea anemone), 2197 nucleotides. RefSeq lists its product as uncharacterized. The record is from RefSeq and is a predicted model, not a curated record. NCBI's taxonomy places the organism in Eukaryota, Metazoa, Cnidaria, Anthozoa, Actiniaria, Actiniidae.
AUAUUGACAUUUGCUCCUUGGCUUCUCAUCUUGGCUGUUUUUUUCAUCUCAAACUCGGCCGCAAUGAGAAAUAUACUUGCGUUCGUGUUUAUUCUGUGUUUUUUAGGGUUAAUAGCGCCCACUUCUUCUCGAGUCCAUUGCAAAAGAUGUUUGAAAGUGUUAAACUCAGAUAUCAAAACUGCUGCUAAGAAAAGCUUGACUGCUGUGGUUCAAGCUGGUCUUGAUCUCACCAAGAUACGUGACCAGUUUGGACAGGAACAAGCAAGUCUUGAAACCAAUCUGAAGAAAGCAAGGGAGCUAACGAAACUGAUCAACGAAAAAAUCAAAAAAGCUGUGAAGGAGACAGCAGAAAUCCUGGAGGAAGCAACAAAAAGAGCCAAAGAAAAGAUGCAAGAAGUUACUGCGGCAUCAAAUGCAUUGGGCGAUAUCGAAGAAAAAGUUGGAGUCAAGAAAGUCCAAGAUAAAGCCAAGAAAAUCCGAAAUCAUAUUGCAAAGAAAGACGAUGCUGGUGUACAAAACAAGUUGCAAAAACUGGUAUUGGAUGAAAAUGGCGUGAUUGCCACUCUUGAUGCAGCUAAGAUCUUGGCAAAGGCCAAAGUAGAUGCCAAAGAGAAAAAUAUGAAGCAAGCAGAAGCUAUUGUUAGGAAUGAUGUUCAAAAGAUAAAAAGUGACAUGUCUUCUGCGGAGAAGCAGCUAGACAAGGAACAGCAAGUGGAGCUUGAAGAUGAAAAAGAAGCAAGAAGCAAGAUACAAGAGGCAGUCAAACACAAUCAAAUUGCUAUUAAUAAAGCUAAAGGUUUCUUAAAAAGUAUCGAAGAAGGAUUACAAAAGUUUCACAGCGACAUAAAAGAAGUUCCAAUAAAUUUGUAAAGUCUAAUUGGAGGCGUAACAGGUGAUGAUGAUGAUCCCUUGCGUAUAUUUUUGUAAAUAUACUUCUAAUAGUUAGCGCUAUAUCUAGAUUAUAUCUUCCCAGAGAACGACGCACGGUACGUGACUUCUUACAUAAUGUGCUAAUAAGUAAACAAAUAGUUAUAAACCUACUUUAUUGGUAUUAAGUAAUGUUAUUUGCCUGGUUAUGGAACUACCACAACAAAGAAAGAGCAGUACGUACUUGUGUACACAGUUCACUUAGAGUUGCCAAACGAUAAAACAGUUACAUUUGUGAUUAUGAAUUAUCAACAUACACUCAAUUGAAGAAUCGUUGUCGUGUUCAGAAACAUACAGAACAUAGAAUCUGAGACCGAAUUGGCACAUGGGAAGUACGCUAAUUAGAUGCAUGUGUGACCGGCGACCAAUGGCAUCAUCCACUGUUUCCAAUACGUGUUUGGUAUUCUAAACCGACUGCAUAGAUAAUACAUUACUGCAAAUAAAUACAUUAUAAUAUAAUUAUGUCAUUUCCCAUGUGCCAUUUCGGUCUCAGCUUUUAUGUAAUAUGUUUCUGAACCCGACAACGAUUCUUCAAUUCAGAGCGGUAUAAUCCCGUACAAGCAUGGUAUUAGUAUGGGUAAUAGGAUUACAUGUCGUCCAAUUUGGAAAUAAUUAAACUAAAAAAAUAUCCAUCCGAGAAUUGCAUGGACAAGGCCGAUAGGCCAAGUGUAAUUGUACAUGCAGACAGACAACUUUUAUCAAUUCAAUUAUUUUCGAAUUGGAUAGACAGGUAGAGCACAUUGCCCAUUCUCCUCUCUUGGACUGAAUCAAGCAAAAAGCUUCGUCUCGUUCACAUAAGCAAAUACUCUACUUUGAUAUUUCAAAUACUGAAUUUGCUAUCAUAGUUCUAAACAAGAGUGGGCCUAAAGAGAACAAUUGAUAGAAAAAAACAUAAAUUGUAAAGGUCGACAUAUUUGCUAUCUCAUUAAUACUUAUAGGGGCAUUAGCCUUUUCUUAUAGACUAGGCUUCAGUUUUGAAAAUCCCACAAUGCUUUAUUUUCUGCGUUUGACGUCAAAUUUUUCUUUUCAAUGACAUUAAAGAAACGUGCACAGAGAUUUACUGCUUCCUUAUUAGUAGAGCAGUUUAGUAGAGCGUAUGACUGUGAAAAACUAACGGCAAAAGCACGGCGCGGACACGGUCACGCAAAGGUCACGGCACUUCAUUUAUAAGACACUAUGAUGAAUACAAUAGUAAAAAUACAUUUAUUCAGAAUAAUGUUCAUGUCCUGUUUAGAAUCUUCUUGUAAAUUAAAAUGUACUCAAAGGUAAA